AUGGCCGUGGUGGGGGAGGUGACGCAGGGCCAGGUGACACAGCUCUUCUACUCCUUCUUCAUCCUGGUGGGGAAGGACGUGGUGGUCGAGCUCAAGAACGACCUCAGCAUCUGCAGGACCCUGCACUCAGUGGAUCAGUACCUGAACAUCAAACUGACCGACAUCAGCGUCACCGACCCCGAGAAGUACCCGCACAUGCUGUCGGUCAAGAACUGCUUCAUCCGGGGCUCCGUGGUUCGCUACGUGCAGCUGCCGGCGGACGAGGUGGACACGCAGCUGCUCCAGGACGCGGCUCGGAAGGAGGCGCUGCAGCAGAAACAGUGACGACCCCCAAACCCCCCCCAAAAUUUGGGGACCCCAAACCCCCUCCCCCCCGUGAUGCCAAUAAAGCCCCGCCCCAUGCGCUGC
Myiozetetes cayanensis is the source of this 408-nucleotide messenger RNA. It is a transcript of the gene LSM2, whose product is annotated as LSM2 homolog, U6 small nuclear RNA and mRNA degradation associated. The record is from RefSeq and is a predicted model, not a curated record. Gene Ontology annotation, molecular function: RNA binding. Lineage: Eukaryota; Metazoa; Chordata; Aves; Passeriformes; Tyrannidae. Gene Ontology annotation, cellular component: U6 snRNP; precatalytic spliceosome; P-body. Gene Ontology annotation, biological process: mRNA splicing, via spliceosome.